AUGGCCCCCGAUGAGCCAGAGUCCAGACCUUUCGCAUUGACGAUCAGCAGUACAACCCCUGCUGCUGUGGCAAAACAAUCCAUUCCUAGCCUAGCCAGUCUCUCAACCUUGUUGUUGUCACCUCAGACCUGCGUGCUAUUAUUGCACCAACAAUCCAAAAAGCAAAAAUAG
This is a messenger RNA of Cordyceps militaris CM01, 171 nucleotides long. RefSeq lists its product as uncharacterized. NCBI's taxonomy places the organism in Eukaryota, Fungi, Ascomycota, Sordariomycetes, Hypocreales, Cordycipitaceae. Bases 1 to 171 code for a protein of 56 amino acids. The record is from RefSeq and is a predicted model, not a curated record. The transcript has a single exon.